This is a messenger RNA of Oncorhynchus masou masou (cherry salmon), 862 nucleotides long. RefSeq names its product cysteine-rich PDZ-binding protein (gene cript). The record is from RefSeq and is a predicted model, not a curated record. Lineage: Eukaryota; Metazoa; Chordata; Actinopteri; Salmoniformes; Salmonidae. The transcript has 5 exons. Gene Ontology annotation, molecular function: PDZ domain binding; microtubule binding. Gene Ontology annotation, cellular component: dendrite. Gene Ontology annotation, biological process: cytoplasmic microtubule organization. Bases 87 to 410 code for a protein of 107 amino acids.
CAGGAAGUUUACAACUGACUUGCUUCACAUUUAGGUCCAGUUUAUUAGUGGUGUUAGCAAAAAGUGUUGUACAAAACAAAGAAACUAUGGUUUGCGACAAUUGUGAGAAGAAGCUGGGCAGGGUGAUAACUCCAGACACCUGGAAGGAUGGAGCAAGGAACACUACAGAGAGCGGUGGGCGGAAGCUGAAUGAGAACAAGGCUCUGACAUCUAAGAAGGCUAGGUUUGAUCCUUAUGGGAAGCCAGGAAAAUCAGGAAAGUCGGGCUUUGGCAUCUGCCGAAUCUGCAAGAGCUCUGUUCACCAAUCAGGAUCUCACUACUGCCAGGGCUGUGCCUACAAGAAAGGGAUCUGUGCCAUGUGUGGGAAGAAGGUUCUGGACACCAAGAACUACAAGCAGACCUCUGUCUGAUAGUCUUCUGACAGGCCACCAGUAUAACCAGAGAAAGAAGGGGAGGAGUGAGAAAGAAAAGCAGGGAAAGGGGAAGGAAGGUGGGCACGAGAAAUGACCACUUUAUUGUGUCGCAGGCUUGUUUUGACCCUGUCUAAAUCUCUCAUAGCAGAGAUACAGUCAAAGGGUUCUUACUCUUUCCAGCUCUCUCGUGUGCGUGUGCGUGAUGGAGCCCUCCCUAUUGUACAGAUCCUAUAACCCUCAGCAAUAAGUGGCCAGUACUGUUCCACACACCAAAUCCGAGACUAGUUUUAAUACCUGGACUGAUGGUUUCUCUCCGGUCGUGUCAAACCUGCUCUGAUAAAGGAGUUUUCUUUUAUCAAUUCAUUGGAAAUUAUAUCAAGUGUCAUGUUUUUGAGUGUAUUAAUAUAAUACAUAUGUAAUGGCAAUUAAAUUAUUAUUCAUCAACUUUG